CUUCGAUGAUGGCCUCACAAAUAAAACUUCGACUUGGGCAAGGGUCUCGCUAGGGAGGCCAUUGUCUGUAGCGUUAUUCUUGAUGGCCUCAGCCAAACUAGAAGCCAUCAAGUAUUCAACACUUCAGAUCCAAUUCCUAGUGAUUUAUAGCGAGCUAUCCCCCUCUCUACCAGACUUUGACUCUCACGUCCUCAAAAACAAGCUGGCCUUGCAACCUCCGGCCGCCAAGUCAGACGCAUUCAUUUCACUCAAGGUGAAAAACAAAAUAAGCGCUUCUCACCCCAAUCAUCCCUUGCUAGUUUUCUCGCCAUAAUUCUUGGCCGGCGUUCAGGUUUCUGGCACGCACUGGAGGGGUUGGAAGGGUCCUCCUAUCUUUUGAAC
This is a messenger RNA of Aspergillus novofumigatus IBT 16806, 381 nucleotides long. RefSeq lists its product as uncharacterized. Lineage: Eukaryota; Fungi; Ascomycota; Eurotiomycetes; Eurotiales; Aspergillaceae. The transcript is spliced from 2 exons. The annotation marks the transcript as partial. The record is from RefSeq and is a predicted model, not a curated record.